Molecule: messenger RNA, 962 nt
Organism: Desarmillaria tabescens
Lineage: Eukaryota; Fungi; Basidiomycota; Agaricomycetes; Agaricales; Physalacriaceae
Exons: 1
Coding region: 215-784 (189 amino acids)
Source: RefSeq, a predicted model, not a curated record
AUAUGAACCUCGUCGAGAGGAGUCUCGAUGGUUGCAAGAGGAGACGAUGAGAGCAAACAUACGGGUGAUGUCCUCCGCUCUAGCCCAUGGGAGUAUACGACCCCUGGAUAUCCUUCGGAGCCGAUCAUGGCGGAAGCAGCUGCCAUUUUCAUUUAUGAGGACUGAGUGGACAUGGUAAAGGUCGUCCAUCGCCUUCUCGAAGACGAUUUCCUCGAUGACAGUGAAAGGGGCCGACUUUGUCGCGAGGCUUAUUCUCACGAAGGCCUGGGAUGCGGCAAUACAUCGACUGCUAUUGAACAAGAAACGUCCUAUGAUGCCGGACUCACACAGUCAUAACCAGGCUGUUUAUUCAAGACCUAUCCUCCUGAUAGACCUUUUGACUUCCCUUCUUUCGGAACAGCGUUUACACAAGCUUCUACAGAGCACGCCUGAUAAUCGCAUCGGAGGAGCGACUUCUGCUGAAGCGUUCGAGCACGCAUACGUGUAUUUCACCCACUUUGGACGUGCCGCAUCUUCUAGCACGAUUAAUUCUGGCUCUGCGUUCGCGGCGUUCAUCCGUGGCAUGGCUUAUCAGUGCUCGCUUGGGCAUUUCCUCAUCGAUAUCUUUGUUCCUCUUGUCAAAGAGCAGGCCGCACGACCAGAUUUCGAUGUCGAUUGGCUACCAGUUGACCAGCUCCAACGCUUGGGUGUCAUGAUAUCUGUCGAGGAGGAGCAUAAUUUUUACGGGAGGAAUGAUAUUAUCAAUGCGGAAGCAUUUGGAUUUCGACGAAGAUACGGAUGUUGACGUGACUUAUAUUGACACCUCGAUGCAGCUUGCUGGAGCCAAAGUCCGUUGGUAUCAUCGUCUUCCUCAGGUUCACCCACGAUGCUGCCUGCUCCUUCAAAUACGAUUGGAUACUGCAACAGAACUUCUGCGGCAGUCUGACAAGAAGAAACAUCUCCGCUAUUAGUAAAUAUUUCUG